Scylla paramamosain (green mud crab) is the source of this 4563-nucleotide messenger RNA. It is a transcript of the gene lin-28, whose product is annotated as protein lin-28 homolog. Gene Ontology annotation, molecular function: mRNA binding; zinc ion binding. The transcript has 4 exons. Gene Ontology annotation, biological process: pre-miRNA processing. Gene Ontology annotation, cellular component: nucleus; cytoplasm. The coding region runs from base 112 to 453 and encodes 113 amino acids. The record is from RefSeq and is a predicted model, not a curated record. Lineage: Eukaryota; Metazoa; Arthropoda; Malacostraca; Decapoda; Portunidae.
GGGGUGUGGCGGAUAGGGAAGUGCAAAUGGUUCAACGUUGCCAAAGGAUGGGGCUUCGUGACUCCCGACGAUGGAGGGCAGGACAUCUUCGUGCAUCAGAGUGUUAUCAAGAUGUCGGGGUUCCGCAGCCUUGGGGAAGAAGAACCUGUGGAGUUCGAGUGCAAGGUGUCAGACAAGGGUCUUGAGGCCACGGUGGUGACGGGGCCCUCGGGGGCUGACUGCCGUGGCUCGCAUAGGAGACCCAUGAGUAAAAAACGUUUCAGGAAAAUACGGUGCUACAACUGUGGUGAGUUUGCGAACCACAUUGCAGCCAAGUGUACGAUGGGACCACAACCUAAACGGUGUCAUUACUGUAAGAGUGAGGACCAUCUCAUAGCAGAGUGUUCACAGCGCCCAGAAAAAGGCCGGGGAUCUGAAGGCACAGACACAGAACUUGGAGAGUCCAGAGUGUAGUUGCCUGAGCUGGAUACUGUGUGGUUGCUGUGGUGACCACACCGGCCAUGACAUUGUAUGGUAGUGCCAUUGAAUGUAUCUACUUUUGAUUCUCAUUAAGAGUAUCCUGAUUUGAAAUAGGUGUUCAUAGAAAUGCAUUGUUCAAAAACUAAUGUUCCUUUUACAAUUAAUGUAUAUUAUGCAUACAUAUUAACUAUUUUUUACCUAUUACAGUGUUAUCUAUGUUACUUUCUUUUGGUAAUUUGGUAAAUUAUGAAUUCAGCAAUUACAUAGAUAUAUUCUUUUGAUUUUGAAACAUGGUCAGCCAUUGAUCUUUAUCUGUGUUGAUAAAAUACAGUCUUAUAACUACAACAUAAGAUCAUUGAUGCAGAUCUUGAGCAGAAUGCCAUACAAUGAAAAUACCUCACUUGUAUAAAUCCUGUUUUAAAAUUCGUUAGAUAAAUAUAAUUCUAACUAACACUAUGCAAAGAUUCAUAUAUAUUUGAUGUAAUGUACUAUAGGUAAAAAGGAGUAGAGUAUCACUUGGAGUAAUAAGGUUUUAAGAUGCAAUGUGUAGUAAUUUAUGUAUGAUGCACGAGUGUGUGGAGUGUGCAUGGAGGUGGUGGACACGGGAGCACACGUGGGGUGUUUGUAUGCAAUGCCAUAUUUUCUCAAGGAUUUACCAGUAAGUGGGUAAACAGGGAUGGAAAAUUAUAUUUUUGUUUUCAUCCUGUGUAAUCUCAGACAGUAAUGCUUCACAUGUUUGUAGGAUUUUUUUUUUUUUCUCAUGGAUUGUGAAUCAUAGUUUUUGAUGGUAGUGGGAGGACUGUCUAAGACAACCAGACUACUUGAGCCAUGGCAGUUAUUCUGGCUUGAUUGUUAACCAGUCCUUCACAUUACAAGGAAGAGGUGCUUGUACACAACUGCAUAGUUAAAAGUAUAUAAGUAAGCAAAUACUUUGGCAUAUAUAAUGUACAUACUUGUGUAAUUGUUAAUUAUUAAGGAUAGAACUUCAGAUGAUAUAAAUUACACCAGGGUACAUUUUAAUGAUAUCUUCAGCUUCCUUUCACAUGUACAUGUCAAGACAUGUGAAGUAAGCAAACCAUCAACAAUGAAUUACUAUUUCAAACAAGGUAAUUGUGAGGAAUUACAGCUGAAUUACUGAUAUUUGUGUAAUAUUUACAAAAGUACAUUUUGCAUUAUUUGCCUUUACAUAGUGACUCAGAGUGCAACUCAGGAGUGUUUGUAUAAGCUAUUAUGCAACUUAUAUAUUUUUAAACAGCUUGCUGCUUUUGCAGUAUAUGUACUACAAUGUGCUCUCAGGAACUGUGUGUAUGUACAUAUAUAUAUAAUCAAAAAAUCUUUGUUCAUGAUUCAUAUACACAGCAGUAUGUUCUUUAUAUAAAGUUACAAAAUAUCUACUUUUUUUUAAUUGAUAUGAAAAUGUAGAAAAGCAGCAUUAGCAUCAGUUAUCAACAUCAUCAAAAUUUGUGAACAUUAUGAUAUAUGUACAUGAUAGAAAUCUUUGUGACCAAACAUCCUCCACCUGCACUUGGUCCCAUCACCUUUGCUCCCUCACUUUGCUACAUCAUCCUGAGUAUCAUGAGUCCCUUCAGGAAAUCUUAGACACAAGUGAUGAUAGAAUGAAAGUAUGAGAACAUACUGCAAUGUAUUUCAGAUAAAUAAUUUUUUUCCAUCCAAGAAAGUAGUGAUAGGAAUAUAUAGCCAACCAAUAUGUACCUACUAAAGGUUUUCAUAUAAUAUAUCACUUAAUGCAUCUGCUGUUACAGUGUUGCAUAGCUUCAUAUCAGUCAUCAGGAUGACUUUGGUGUGUGACUGGAAAGUGCAAUGUGGUAACAGACUUUGCUCAUCUUGUCAGACACAUGUGGAAUUUUAGGUGCCUUAAACCUACACACACACACACACACACACACACACACACACACACACACACACACACACACACACACACACACACACACACACACACACACACACACACACACACACCCCCAUAAGUUCCUAAUUUUAAUACUCCUCCCCUUACCUAUGGCCUCCAACUCUGUCCAUAUAAUAGUACAAAAAAUCAGUCUAACAGGUCAGCAUCCCCUGUCAGUGGGGACAGCAAGUCGAGGCGCCCAUAUGCACAUACUCACACUCACAAUUACAUCCCACAAGCAUUCCCUCACAUCUUAGCUUUCAGACCUCCAGGGAGGAGCUGAUCCUCAUAUAUCACCCUGUGCAAGGAUUAACUGAACAGCAUACCUAGGUCUUUUUGCAUUAGGGCACAACAUCAGAAUCAGUUUAUCCUUGCUGCAUCACUAUAGACAGAAUACAUUGCUUAACACCUGCAAACUAUUGUUGAAAUCCCAAAGACACUUUAGAAUUUCUAGUGAAGUACACUUCUAAUUUAUUGGCUCUCUUGAUUACAAAGCUUUGCUGGAUUAUCCAUUUUCCUUACCAGCUAUUUUAUAAUAAUGAUGACGAUGUAUCAACCAGCUGUCUUAUAAUGAUGGUACAUGAAGACCUAGUCUUCUGGGUAAGUGUUACAGGCCAAGAGUAACCACAGCAGUGAGUGUUUGUGCAUGGCUGGUCAUCUGUUGUCCUUCUCUUAAGGCAUGAUGAUAAACGGCAUUGUUAAACCAAAUCUCAUGCCACAUAAUGAUGUCUGCUUCUCAGUAUAGUCAUAGUCUGUACAAUUUUGAUCUUGAAAAUGUUUGUUUACUUUGGCUAUGCAUAGACAGUUGCUAUUCUGCCUACUGUUGGUCUAUGACACUUCAUAAGUCCUGAUAACCCUACACAAGGGCUUGCAAACAGGGAUAAAUUUGUAAGAAAUCUUACAAUGUUUUUACCAAGCUUUACAAGCAUUCUCUGAGUUCCUACAUCUUAUGCGUGAGUUGCUAAGGGAUGUUACAAGGACUUGUGAAUUUCUCAUAAAAUGCUUCCAGAAUACUAGAUACUUAAGCAGCAAUAAUUUCACGUUGGUUGGCUUGGAAACUUUCUUCCUCGAGUUGACAUUUAUACCCAAUAAUGUAAUACUUUGUUUUUGGAAGAGAUCCAAAGUGCACUGUGCCACUCUUUAUCACUGGUGUCCAUGUUUGGUUCAGUUCAAUGGAUAUAGAUGUGGAACUGUAACUUUUGAGGCAUUUCCUCACUGUUAAAGGAUUUCUCUCUCUCUCUCUCUCUCUCUCUCUCUCUCUCUCUCUCUCUCUCUCUCUCUCUCUCUCUCUCUCUCUCUCUCUCUCUCUCUCUCUCUCUCUCUCUCUCUCUUGCAGUCCACAUUUGAUACUUUGAGAUGGUGAAUAUUCAUGUAUUGCAGUAUUGUGUUAUCAUCAAAGUCAGUGAAAAGGAAGAGUCCAUUGAUAAUGUUCAGGUCUUUGUGGCAUGGCUACUACUGUUGUUUGGAGAGCUCUGUCUUUUUAGCGUCACUUCAUGAUAUUUUCUUGUGUUUAUUCAUUUUUUAUUGUAUAUGUACUGUAACUUGUUUCUUGUUUAUAUGUAUUUUCACAAGAUGGUAAGGUUCUUCAAAAUUCUAUGACAUUCACCUUGAAAGUUGGGAAACUAGUACACAUGAUCCCCAUAAAAAUACUGUAUAUGAAAAAAUUGUAUAUUGUAUAUUUGUAUCUGUGAAUAAAUGUAAACUGUCUCCUUGUUAGUGGCAACUAGAGCAGUGUCAUAUGUGGCCUCCCUUUAACUAGUAUAGCAGUCACAGUAAUUUCAGGCUCCCUCCCAUGACUCAGUCCUAAAUGAAGGAGGUGCUGGAUAAUCAAUUGCCAGUCAAGUGGCAUGCCUGUUGCAUUUUCUUUGUAAUAGAUAACUUUCCACACUAGUUCAGUUCUUGACACUGUUUUAUUAAAUCUGUGCUUCAAUUUUUUCUUUUAUUAAUAUUCCAAAGUAUGUACAUGGACAAUAUAAAGUCAUUUAUUUUCAAGUGAAUACAUUCCUUGCUUCCUUGCUCCUCUGUUCUUUUUGUACUGGGGACUUGUAAAUUCUUUUUAUUGAUGCUUACUUUGAUGCAUGAUUUGUAGUUACAAAAAAAUUUUGCCUUAGAUCCAAUGUAACAGACUGAGCUUUAGAAAUCAUUGGUCAGUGUAUUUGUUUAUUUCGUGCCUGGUCAUAGUGCUGGCAGGA